CGUUACGCAGCGUCAUAAUACGGAGCUUAUUGUUCGCUCCCCUCUCCUUACAUCAGAGUGGACCGACCCGCUGGAGCAACAGGAAAACAGCUUCCUCUCCUCCUCCUCCUCUUCCUCCUGGGGUCACAGCAGCUUGGGCUUUAAAGGCAGCCUGCACCUCCUCUUCCUCCUCCACCCAGCAUCCUCCCCCCCACCUCCUCCUUCUACCUUGGAGCGUCUCUUUUCUCUCCUGGAUGUUUUCUCUCCGGUGUUGUUUGGAGCUGCUUUAAACCAAACAGGAGGAGGUUUUCUACCAGCCAUGCAGAAGGUGGAGGGACGGGUAACCCCGGUCAACCUGCCAUCCUCCAGGGGCCCCAGCGCCCCAGGGUCUCCAGCUUCUGGCAUCAUGGCCCGUUUGAAUGACCAGGUUGUGGGUUACAAAGACCUGGCAGCGCUGCCUAGAGAUAAAGCCAUCCUGCAGGUGGAGAGACCCGAUCUGAUGACCUACCAACCACACCUGAGCUUCUCGCCUCUUGACCCGCCUCGCAGAGAGCGCUCACUGUCUCCUACGCCCACGUCUCCCACCAUGUCUCCUGAGGUAAAAAGUCGUAAAGCAGAGAGUGAGAGUGGAUCACCUGGAGGGUCUACGCUGCAGCUACAGCCUGGACGCAAGAUCAGCGCCAGCCUGCAGCAUUUCCACCGACCAGAUAACGGCUCCAACAUCUACAGGAAGCCUCCCAUCUACAAACAGGACAUCCACAAACAUGCAGAAGGCAGCGGGGUGAUUCAGUCUGCCAAGUUUCCAGCAGCUCAGCCUCCGGACCCCAACCAACCGUCCAAGAUUGAGACAGAGUACUGGCCCUGCCCCCCCUCGCUGGCGGCCAUGGAGAUCGAGUGGAGGAAGAAGAAGCUGCCAGAGGAAGACGAGUUUGAAGACCUGACAGAAGAAGCCAAGACGUUGCAGGAGCAGGAGCUGGAGAAGAUAAAGUCCAACCUAGGCCGUAUGAUCCUGAAGGAGGAGAAGGAGAAAGGCGUUCACUUCCGGAGGAAGACGCAGUCGCUGCCCGACAGAACACAUAUGAACAGCAGUUUGUCAGCAGGUGAAUCAAAGUCUCCUUCACGCUCCGGCCUGACCAGAAUGCAGUCAGCAGAGUUUUCCACAGAUGGAGAUAAAGGACAACCAGCUGCUCAGAACGGAGAGGCUCGGAGGGAGCGCAUGGACAGAGGAAACUCUCUGCCGAGCAUCCUGGAGCAGAAGAUCUAUCCAUAUCAAGCACUGAUUGUAACCCACAGGGGGCGCUCCAAGCUGCCUCCAGGAGUUGACCGCACUCGGCUGGAGAGGCACCUCACUCCAGAGGAGUUCCAGCAGGUGUUUGGGAUGCCCAUGGCCGAGUUUGACCGCCUGUCGUUAUGGAGACGAAACGAGCUGAAGAAGAAAGCUUUGCUUUUCUAACAGGAAGUGAUCUCACUCCGAACAAAUACUUGAGGAAUCUCCUGCUUUGAAAGGAGGAGGAGAAACAGGCCAUAAAUUCAAAUAUCCAAUCAGCAAACACGCAGAGCGAUUCAUCUUCAUCCUACUAACCAGUCAUGUCCCACCGAUGAGCGACGAGCCCCUCGUGGAUCAGGGUGUUUGAUGAUGGCUGGUUCUGAUCCACUCAGUCUAACCUUAACUGAUGCACUGACAUAUUACCUGUGCUGCACUUAUAGCAACCACUGCUUGCAAUUCAUCACUAUUAUAUAUCUGCUCACCUCCCCCAACAUUAUCUCCAUCAUCAUCAUCCUCCAUCUGUUGGUCCUACAGAGGUCGACAUCUUAGUUUUCUGGUAUCAUGAAACUGAUUCACCUGACCCAGGCUCGUUGCCUUGGCGACAAGGGUAUGAUUAGUCUCUGAAGCAUCUCCAGAAGAAAUCUAACAUCUUCUGCAGCCGUUUCCACCCAAUUUUACCCCAAAAAAACAUCCCAGAACCAUUAAUCCUGGCUAAAAAAAACAAAAAAACUCACUUUUUGCACAUAUUACUGUCUCAUAAGAAAUCUAAACUUUUUAAAUGUAACUUUUCCGCAUAUGAACGUGUAAUAAGUUAAUAGCUAUACGAUACAGACUUUUAGUUAAUUUUAGUUGCUUUCACACGAGGUGUUUUCAGAUAUGACAUUUUCAUGCCAAAAAAAGAAAUAAGAAGUCUGGGAAAUUAACUUAAAAACACUGUUAGAGGUGAUCAGCUCACAAAUUGGACUAAUGUAGAAGAAACAGCAACCUGAGGAGGGAAAAGCGACUUGCUAUAUUUGGUAAAGCAGAGGGCGCUCUAAGAUUACGUUACAAACCCGAGGAUGUCGUCCGAGACGCCGCCUGUGUUAUUGCUGCAAGCAGCUUUGUGAUACCAGCUCAGAUCUCUCUUCAGGAAGCCACCCUGACACAUCUCUGCUCUCUGACUUGAAUGACAGCUGACUGACUAGACAGAAGACUCGCCAGCAGCUGUCCGUGUUUUAAUUUAUUAUAUCCAGCUUUUAUUUAUUGUGUUUUCACUGUGAGAUGUUUUAGUCUUUUUAAUGAGCACCUAUGAUGUUUGUCCUCACCUGAAGUUUUAAAAGAGCAGUCUGUAUCACCUGCACAGGUGGAGGACGUAUCUCCAUUUAUUCACCACUUAAUCCUCCGUUUCUGUUGUACGACUCAAAUAAAUCUGGUAAACAAGAA
Melanotaenia boesemani (Boeseman's rainbowfish) is the source of this 2668-nucleotide messenger RNA. It is a transcript of the gene dmtn, whose product is annotated as dematin actin binding protein. The record is from RefSeq and is a predicted model, not a curated record. Gene Ontology annotation, cellular component: actin cytoskeleton; plasma membrane. Bases 299 to 1432 code for a protein of 377 amino acids. NCBI's taxonomy places the organism in Eukaryota, Metazoa, Chordata, Actinopteri, Atheriniformes, Melanotaeniidae. Gene Ontology annotation, biological process: lamellipodium assembly; actin filament bundle assembly; cytoskeleton organization. The transcript is spliced from 16 exons. Gene Ontology annotation, molecular function: actin filament binding.